AUGGAUGCCCAAUCCCCAACGACCGACUCCCAGCCUGACCAGAAGCUCCACCUGCGAUCCGAAAUCCAGGGUUCCGGUCCGCGGUCUACAUCCGAUGUCCACUGCCACAGUGGCUGGUCUAUCAGGCGCCUUCUGAGCCGACGUGGGAGCCGCAAAUACAGCGUCCUGGAGCGGGAGCCGAAUCGACUGAGGAAGCGCAUGAGCAACUAA
Molecule: messenger RNA, 210 nt
Organism: Penicillium hordei
Lineage: Eukaryota; Fungi; Ascomycota; Eurotiomycetes; Eurotiales; Aspergillaceae
Exons: 1
Coding region: 1-210 (69 amino acids)
Source: RefSeq, a predicted model, not a curated record